AUGACCACCGAGUCCAACCCACGCGAGGCGGUAGGUCCAAAAAUAAUACAGCACGCUGCCAUGCGGGCCAGGCUGACAUACUCAAAGGCGGUGAUCCUUCGUGAAUGGAGGGGAUUGCCAGCGGCGACCGACGGUCCCGCCCGCGAGGAGACGGGGCUGCCGCUUGUCGUCCGGGGCUGCUUCGACGUGCUGCUCUCGCACCGUGGGCUUGAUACCCAGACGGCAGGGCGCCUGAUUAUGGAGUGCAUCGAGACUGGAAUGCCUCGUGAGAACGCCACGGUCGAGAAGGCAUCUGUUCACAAAUCACUGGUAUGCUGCGGCCUGGACCCCAACGAACGCAUCUACGGGCUUCUGUUCAAUCACAUCCUCCCGCACCUGGAGGCGGCGGCGGGAUCUGGGGGCAUGCCGCGGGACAAGAAGGUCCAAUUCCUGUGCGCCGCCAAGAUAGGCCUGGAAGCGGGACCAGGUGGCACCCUGCGAUAUCAUGGCGAGCCCAUCCCGGAGACGUGGGUCGUGGCCGACUUCCUCGUGACAAUGUUCAUCCAUCAAAUGCUGGCACGCGACCGAUACCUCACCAGGGUCGCCGGUGGCAAUGUCCCUCCUGAGUGGCUGUACCGGGACGGCGGCCUGCCGGUGGCGCUCGACAGAGCCUCGCUCUGGGCCACCACGCUGAGGCUGGCGGACCAGGCUCUUCAGCAGAGCAUAGAGGACCAGUGUGAUGAGACGGAUUAG
Messenger RNA from Diaporthe batatas, 732 nucleotides. RefSeq lists its product as uncharacterized. The coding region runs from base 1 to 732 and encodes 243 amino acids. The record is from RefSeq and is a predicted model, not a curated record. NCBI's taxonomy places the organism in Eukaryota, Fungi, Ascomycota, Sordariomycetes, Diaporthales, Diaporthaceae. The transcript is spliced from 2 exons.